CAGCUCUUCGGUGGUGUAGAGUCUAUGCGCGCUGGCCAGCAGUGGGAGGUGUGUAAUGCUCACACUGGCAGCAGACCCUCACGCGCAAUCACCCGGGAGCUAGGAUUCAGCGACUGGGCUACCUAGCUGAAGCUUCAUCGGCACAAACUGAUGGGACUGACUCGCUUGGCAGAGACUUCCCGCUCUUUUAAGUGCACUGAGCGGAGCCCACACUGAAGUGGAAGCUGUCCGGGAGACUCAUAGUCCGGAGUCCCAGUGUGGCCUGGAGAAACAGAACCGGUGCCUGCCUGGGCGACCCAGUGGGGAAGUCCCUGGAGAAAGCUUGUGCUGGGGGAGACUCACACUUCUUCCCAGGGGUACAGAUCCUGGAGGAGGCUGUCCAGGCGUCGAGGCUGCUACCGAGUGAGGAGACCCCAGCGGGGAGAGGGCGCUCAAUCGCUAAUUUCGGGGAGCCGAGAGGAUUAGGGCGGGAUCACUCGGGGGCUCCAAGCCCCCGUUGCACCUCCUGCAGUGGAGAAGCCAAGGGAGCAAACCCUUGGAGGCCGCAGCGGAUGCCUGGGUUGGGAGUGAGUGCCCAGUGAGUCCUGGCCGACUAGACGAAGAAGAACGACACCAAAGCCGGCAGGAGGGGAGCACUUCAAGGCCAGCGGCAGAGGAUGGGCGCUUGAGAGGUUCUGACUGCAGAGCUGCACUGAACGGCGAGGAGAGCUCUGCUGAAGGGUCGCUGGGGGAUUCCGAAGUGCAGCCUGUCACCCCCACCCCACCCCCACCCUGAAGAUGGCCCGCCCUGGGCAGCGUUGGCUCGGAAAGUGGCUUGUGGUGAUGGUCAUAUUGGCUCUGUGCCGACUUGCCACGCCGCUGGCCAAAAACCUGGAGCCCGUAUCCUGGAGCUCCCACAACCCCAAAUUCCUGAGUGGGAAGGGCCUGGUAAUCUACCCGAAGAUCGGAGAUAAGUUGGACAUCAUCUGCCCUCGUGCUGAAGCAGGGAGACCAUAUGAGUAUUACAAGCUAUACCUAGUGCGACCUGAGCAGGCAGCUGCCUGUAGCACUGUGCUUGAUCCCAAUGUGCUAGUCACUUGCAACCGUCCAGAACAGGAAAUUCGCUUUACCAUCAAGUUCCAGGAAUUCAGCCCCAAUUACAUGGGCCUGGAGUUCAAGAAGCACCAUGACUACUAUAUCACCUCUACAUCCAAUGGGAGCCUGGAAGGACUGGAGAACCGUGAGGGUGGUGUAUGUCGUACGCGGACCAUGAAGAUUGUCAUGAAGGUUGGGCAAGACCCCAAUGCUGUGACACCUGAGCAGCUGACUACCAGCCGGCCCAACAAGGAGGCAGACAACACCAUCAAGAUGGCUACACAGGCCCCUGGUAGUCGGAACUCUUUGGGUGACUCAGAUGGGAAGCAUGAGACUGUGAACCAAGAAGAGAAGAGUAGCCCAGGUUUGAGCAGUGGUGGUGGUAACAGCAACCCAGACAGCUUCUUCAACUCUAAAGUGGCACUGUUUGCAGCUGUUGGUGCUGGUUGUGUAAUCUUCCUGCUCAUCAUCAUCUUCCUGACCGUCCUGCUACUGAAGCUACGCAAGCGGCACCGCAAGCACACACAACAGCGGGCACCUGCCCUCUCACUCAGUACCCUGGCUAGUCCCAAAGGUGGCAGUGGUACAGUGGGCACUGAGCCCAGUGACAUCAUUAUCCCUUUACGGACUACAGAAAACAACUAUUGCCCCCACUAUGAGAAGGUGAGUGGGGACUAUGGGCAUCCCGUCUACAUCGUCCAGGAGAUGCCACCCCAGAGCCCAGCAAACAUCUACUACAAGGUCUGAAAGCCUGGCAGCCUUGGGCCUUAAGAGACAGUUGGCCUGGACUGCACUUUUCCUCUCUCCUUCAUGCCCCCUUCCUCGCCAGCUGUGCCCACCUUUGUAUUUAGUUUUGUAGUUUCUUGGCUUUUAUAAUCCCCUUUUACCCUGCCCCCAGGCUUCAGGGGAGUACUUGUGCCCCUGACCCUGUGCUCUUGUGCCUUCCCCCUCUGGCCAGACCUCUUGGCUCUGUAGGGGUGCCCUCUUGGAGGGCAGGGUUGGACACUGAUGGACAGCAGGCAGGGAGAUGCCCCCACCCCUGCCCUCCUUGUCCCUUUUCCCCCUUCCCAGGACUACUUGUCCACUAUCAUCACUGUUUUUAAUGUGUUUUUAUUUUUGUGUGUGUGUUCAUUUUUUUAGCCUUUGACUCAUUUUCAUCUUUUUUUUUUUUUUUUUAAGAAAAGUGGAAAAAAGUAAAAGACAGCCCCUGUCCAAGUCUUCUGAGCACAUUCAGCCCAGUAUAAGGGACCUGGGACAGGAUGUGGCUAGCUGGGAAGUGUUGGAUUGCAUUGCUUUGAUAUUUUCUUGGUUUUUGGGCAGGGAGUGGGAAGGGGGUCAGGUCAGGACUGUCCUAUGUAAAGGAAGAUGAGAGUGCCAUUGUGCAAGUUAUCUCACCGCCCUUUCCUGACAUUCCUUCUACAAAGCUGAUCUUGGCAAUGUGGUAGUAGCUGCCACCCUUCCACCAAAAAUUAAAAAAAAAAAACCCUUCCUUGUGGUAUUCUUCGGCAUCUCCUUCCUCCCUCCCUCUCACAGUAAUUAACAUCGUCUUAAUUGCCUGGGGAACAGGAGAGCUGCUUCAGGCAGAUGACCUCAUGGGGGGUGGAGGGAGGUGAAGUGCCCAGGUGAUUAUUUGCCCUGUAGAACUGAGAGUUCCUCUCUCCAGCCCCUACUCUGUUCUCUCCUGACCUUUGACAUACUUUAGGCUAAUAGGCAAAUGGAGACUUAAGGCAGAAACCUAAGACCAGGUGGUUUUUUCCUUUUCUAGACUCUAGCACAGUUGGGUUCCCAUCAGCCCAGCUCCCACUGGCCUCCCAGUCUUGAGUUAUGGCCUGAAAAUAGGAAGAGGCUGCCAAGGCUGGGUCAGCACACUGCACACUUUGACACCCAGUUCCUUGCCAGCAUGACUGUUAAUAGACUACCGUGUGUGUGCCUUGUGGGUGCUCCCAGAGUGGCUAUGGAAGAAGCUGGUUUUACACCAUCCACCUCCACAGUGUCUCCUGGCCACCUGCCUACCUUAAUGCUAAGUGGGAGUGGGAGUGGGAGCCAAACAGCCAACCCCUUCCAGGUGGCAGUUGGAAGGGUUUUUGUUUCUGUUGCCAUUUGUGUACAUACUAGUCUUUUUUUUGGAAAAAAAAUAAUAAUGUAAAGAUUUUUGUAUAAACUCUGAAUUAUU
Messenger RNA from Erinaceus europaeus (western European hedgehog), 3247 nucleotides. It is a transcript of the gene EFNB1, whose product is annotated as ephrin B1. NCBI's taxonomy places the organism in Eukaryota, Metazoa, Chordata, Mammalia, Eulipotyphla, Erinaceidae. The transcript is spliced from 5 exons. The record is from RefSeq and is a predicted model, not a curated record. Gene Ontology annotation, molecular function: ephrin receptor binding. The coding region runs from base 778 to 1821 and encodes 347 amino acids. Gene Ontology annotation, cellular component: plasma membrane. Gene Ontology annotation, biological process: ephrin receptor signaling pathway; axon guidance.